UGCAUGUCUUUUGUCUUGGUGGCAUCCUUCCAUCGCUCUACAAACUCAGCGGUGCUUGAUCAGUGUCCGUUCUCAUCGACGACGCACGAACAUAUGCGCAUACAUCCUCCGAAGAGUACAUCUACUGCUCAUCAUCCCUCGCCUCCGAAAUCCAUCCGGAGCCAACGCUGUCGAUCACCGGCUUCGACACGCGUUCAAUAUGUCCGUGCGGGGUCUUCGCUCACCAUAGGUAGCGCGCGGACGGCCACGAACACGACCAACACAGGCUCUCGCAGACGCUCACAGCCAGGCUCGUCAUUCCCAUCACCAGGAAGGUGCGUUUCAGUUCUACGUUUUACGGGCACACGAAGUCGACCAACUCUCGCAGCGAAGGAUUGUCGCUCGGCAUUCGAGAUGACACCCGGUGACACGCACAAGUCUCCUACCGUCUCGCUCGUCUCAUACGCGAGCAUCACGUCAACCGGCGCAGGACUGUCACGCUCCCUUAGGUACUGGAACGUCUCGCUGCCGAAUAGUAUGUCCGCUCAGAUGGAGUCGAACUAGUGAGUACUCAUUGCUGUAAGCCUGUCUCAGCCCCGAACCGCGUCACGAACGCGUAUUUUCUCUUGAUAUGCGAGGAGGCCUACGCCGUCGCCACCUAUCUAGAGAGAAUCGACUGACAGACGGUCCGCGACCCCACGAGCUAGCCCGUUGUCGUUUUUGACGGACGUGUAAUCGUGGACGAUUGACUCCCAGAUCAUUUAGAG
This is a messenger RNA of Fomitopsis serialis, 746 nucleotides long. RefSeq lists its product as uncharacterized. The record is from RefSeq and is a predicted model, not a curated record. The coding region runs from base 4 to 543 and encodes 179 amino acids. The transcript has 2 exons. NCBI's taxonomy places the organism in Eukaryota, Fungi, Basidiomycota, Agaricomycetes, Polyporales, Fomitopsidaceae.